AUGGAAAGAGCUUGUGGAUAUGAAAUAAUCAAUUAUCUUUACAAUAAAAUGAAUAUAGAACUCUUAUCUACAUUUCAACAAAAUUAUCCGGAAGAAUUCGAUGGCAUAUUGGAUUGCGCAUCAAUGGCCGUAUGUUGUUCAUUUAAUAAAGUUGGCUCAUUAUUAGCUGUUGGCUGUUCAGAUGGCCGGCUAGUGAUAUGGGAUUUUUUAACCAAAGGUAUUGCUAAAAUAAUCAGCGCUCAUUGGUCACCGAUUUAUUCGAUUUCAUGGUCAAAAAAAAGUGAUUUAAUUGCCACAAGUUCCACAGAUAAUACCGUGUGUAUUUGGUAUACGUCAACUGGCCGAUGUCGCAUUCGUUAUUGUCUAUAUUCUCCCAUAAUUAAAAUACAAUUUCAUCCACGUAAUUCAUCGUAUCUACUCAUAUGUCCAAUGAAACAUAUGCCUAUCAAAUUGCAUGACGACGGUACUCAUCAAGUGGUUACAAUUGAGGAUGAACCGUAUGAUAAUAAUGUAACGUCAACAUUUGAUCGAAAAGGUUUACAUAUUGUAUCGGGUAAUAGUCGAGGUUUAAUUAUGAUAAAGACAUUCCCUGAUUUACAAACAAUAUCAUCCUUUCGUGUAACCACGGGUGCAAAUAAUAACACAGUGUUAAGACAUAUUGAAUUUCCAAGACGAGGCCAAUAUUGUUUACUGAAUACGUCUGAUCGUAUUAUUCGUAUUUAUAGUUAUAACGAUAUGUUAACAUGUGGAAUCAAAAAAGAUUUAGAACCUAAACAAAAACUACAAGAUUUGGUGAAUAAAUCGUUAUGGCGAAAGUGUUGUUGGUCAGGUGAUGGUGAAUAUAUUUGUGGUGCGAGUUCUCGACAGCAUAGUCUUUACAUCUGGGAAACGAUAUCGGGUAAUCUUGUUAAAAUUUUACAUGGUACAAAAGGUGAACAAUUAGGUGAUGUUUGUUGGCAUCCUGUACGUCCAAUUAUUGCGUCGAUAUCAAGUGGCGUUGUUUCGAUAUGGUCACAUAAUCAAGUGGAAAAUUGGAGUGCAUUUGCACCCGACUUUGUUGAAAUUGAAGAAAAUGUUGAAUAUCAUGAGAGAGAAAGUGAAUUUGAUUUAAAAGAUGAAGAUAAAAGUGUUGAUGGUGAUCAACAACAAAAUAUUCAACAAACAACAACGAAAACGAAACGAAGUAGUUAUAAUCAAAAUCAACCCAUGGAUGACGAUAAUAUUGAAAUAGAUGUUGUCAACGAACAGCGUAUCGAAGCCCUAGUAUCAAGUGAUGAUGAAGAUAUCAAUGAUCAAUUAAUUUAUUUACCUUCAGCACCAGAUAUUGAUGAACCAGAUGUUGAUGUUGUAACACCACAAACUCCACUACCACCUUCUAAACCCAAAACACCGACAACACCUUCACUGAAUACUAAUAAUAAUAAUCAAAUACCAUUAGCAGCAGAAUCGCAGACAAAACCAAGAGGCGAAAGUGAGCAGACAUACAACAUACAUUUGUCAGCUGAUAUCAAUGAUGUUCAUCCGUAUUUUGGUACGAAACGUUUAUUACCAUCACAAGAAGGUAAACGUGAGCCAAGAACACGACGUGCACUUGUUCCACAAUCAUCAUUAGAUUCUGAAGGAGUACAACAGCCUGCUAUUGCACAACAAAAUCCACCGCAAACACAUUCACAUCAUCAUCACUCUAAUCAACAGUCCCAUCAUUCAGAAAAACAACCUGCUUCUUCCAAUAAUGGACAAAAAGCUCACAAAAAGUCGGCACGAUUAGAAGGAAAAAAAAAUGCAGCGGCUGCGGCUGCUUCUUCGGUCAAUCCAACAACAUCUCCACAGUCUUCUUCUAUAGCAACAGAAGAAAUUCAAACACGUCACAAACGCAGUCAUACACAUUCAUCCGACUACUAUGAUUCAGAUUUUAUUUCUCAUUAG
Didymodactylos carnosus is the source of this 1926-nucleotide messenger RNA. Lineage: Eukaryota; Metazoa; Rotifera; Eurotatoria; Philodinida; Philodinidae. The record is from the annotation of a GenBank genome assembly.